AAAAUGUUUUAAAGCAUAAAAGAUUUUGAUAGGUCAGUUUAAAUGGCAGCUAUAUACUAAGGUGGUCCGUGUAGUGUAGUUAGAUAAUAAUCUGUGCCAAAUCUCUUGAAGACACCCUGUCAAUUAAAAAAGUUUUUCAUACAAGAACUUGAGUUUGAUCGGUCAAUUUGUCUUAUUUUAUUCUCUCUAGAAGUGUCAAAUAUUGAAAAUAAUCUAAAUUUUAGUAUAAUACGUAAUUCGUAAGACAUUUCGUCAGUUAGUUGGCAAAGGUGCCCCAAACGUGUCUAUUAUUCUUGAAUGAAACUUUAAAAGGUAUUUCGAAAGCAGAAUAGAGUUGAGCCUCCCUCUGCCUAUAACCGUUUGAUAGCACAUUGAAUGCUUUCAAAACUGGAGAUAUACGUUUAGAGUUCUCCGUUGUUUUCCGUAUUGUUACUGGUUCCAAGGUAUUUGAAAGUACCUAUAACGUAUCUCCUUCAAUGUUGAUGCACGGAGAGAAAAGUUUGCUUAUUUAUGUAACUAAUUUAGACGGCCAGCUGGUUUAACACAAAUCCAUGAUUCAUAUAUUUGCUGUUUCCACAAUAGUUUUACAUGGCUUUUAGAGUGGGUUUCGGAAGUGACGACGUUUUUCGGACGAGCUACAUAUUCGGCGGCAUUUCAAAAGUAUUAUAAAACUACAUAUGAAUGGUUGACUCUGAUUCACAUAAUAAAAUGAACUAAAAUAAACUAAAAAUAUAUAAUAAAUAACUAAAAAUAAACUAUGAAUGCUUGUAGGGCACACAGUGCCAUUAGAUCUCAUUAUCAUAGUUCUGCUUUAUUAUUUUCAAAUUUUAUGCGCGCGAUCUUGACCUGAUUUUAGUUUUAGUACAGCGAAAAUAUCGCCAAAUUUACACAGCUUUUAUUUUACGAUUGCAGACGUGAAUGGCUGUCCAAAAAAUCAGUGACAGAGUUGCAGAAACACACAAAAACCAAAUAUAAAACUACAAUAAAUUAGACGAAAUGGAAAAUUAGUAAAAAAAAAAAAAAAGAAACUAAACAGAUGCCGGUCAAUAGGCAAAAAAAAAAAAGAAAAAAUUGUUGCCAAAAAGUUUUUACAACAAACAAUAGCGCAUUAAAGCUACUUGCACAAAUGUUUCUUGCAGCAACGAAGUACGCGCUAACAAAGUGAGGCAGGUUGUGGCUGUUGCGCAUGCGCAGAUGAGCAGCCGCCAAACCGCUGUGUGUCUAUGGCCGGUGCGUGGGUGCGCGUUGCUACGCACAUCAGCAAGCAAAUGGGCUGAAAUUAGCAUAUUACAAAAACACAAGAAAACACGAAAUUUGGCGAUUAAAAAUUUGCAAACUAAGCUGGUAUGGUUGUUGUUCAUGAUGGUGUCUGCAAAAAAGGGCAUUUUGCAAUAACUGUAUGCCAGCAACUAUGGCCAGAACGACUAGUUGAUUUAAUUCAGGGUUUGCGGCUUUUUUAGAAAAAUAACACGGUGACUGUGUGGGUUUGUUUGGGAAAUCCUACGCGUUUGCGCAGUAAAAUUUUUUAGAUAAGUUAGCGUGUUGCUGCGGGUGGGCGCUUAGUGCAAAUUGCAAACGAGACGUGAACACUUCAUGCGUUGAUACAAACACGUAAAUCAAAAGAAGAACGACAACAAACGAACGUAGUGAUAUAAAACUAUUUUAAACAGCGUGAAAAGAAUAAUAAAUGUGCAAAAGGACGAACGAAUUAAAAGUGAAAUUUAAAAAUAACUAACCGAUAGAACUCUGAAGUCAAAAAGGACUCUUGAAAAAUGUCAAUGUAAAGUGUGUACUUUUAAAAAAAUAGAAAACAAAAUGUUCACGUUACACCGGUUAAUAUUUAUGCGUGCGCUCGUGCUAUUCACGUUCUUGAUGCUCUGCGAUUGCGCGCCACAAAGCUAUUAUUCCGCAAACUCGUAUUCAACUGGCUCAACAUCACCAUAUCGCGCGAAUCCUUAUCGGCGCGCCGGCUAUUCGCCUUAUCGGGAUUAUAACCGCGAGUAUUAUGACGCGCUACGACAACGACGCCUACGCGCGCUGUCCGAUAGCUACAAAGGCAUCUACAAUAGCGUCAGUGUCAGCGCUGGUACCAGCAGCAGCAGUGGCGACAGCGGUGGGGCUAGCAAAACACAACGCUACUAUUCCUCCUCACGUCUGCCCGCCUCCGCAGCGGCUAUAAGCGCUAGCAACAACAAUGACAUUGGCAGCACAACCAGCAGCAUUUAUGCGAGCAACAGCAAUAAACCGUAUAAUAGUAAUUACAACAGAUAUGAUGCGUACGCAUCUGAUAGUAAGCGUGUUACGGAUAGCGCUUCCAUCACAACAACAAAUAAGCAACGGAAUGCAAGCGCCAACGCAAAUAGUAAACCGCGCGUAACUAAAGCAGAUGAGCAGAAUGCGAAAUUUGCUGGUAUUCGAAAUCAAGAAGCUGAUGAGGAGAACACAAAAACCGUAUCGCAUUUAAAACGUAAGAAGCAACGUCGCUGCCUGCCAUUUGGACGCGACGCGCAGGGCGUUGAAGUGACACCUCCACCAGCGGAGCAAGGACGUAUACUUUGGGAUGUGAAUGUGUAUAAUAUUUAUGGUGGCGGUGGUUAUCCUCCGCCCAUAUAUGGUGGUGGUGGUUGCGGUGGACUUGGUGGCGGUUUGGGCGGUGUUGGUGGUUUGGCUAGCGCUUUUGCUGGUGCUGGUGGUUUUGGCGGCGGUGGUCUACUUUCGGAUCCGAUUGCUGCCGCUUAUGCGCCACCCAAUAGAUUGAAUAAUUUCCUACAGCUAUUUGCUCCUGGCAUAUUGCAGAAUGCUUUAGCGGCGACAGCGCGUCCAUCCCUACUAAGACCUCAAGCCGAUACUGGCGCAGGUGAGGCUAACGAUUUGGCUAAUGAUCCUGAAGUUGAUCCUGCUUACAAUCCAGUCGCAGCCAGGCCACCGCCGGUAAGACGACCUAACAGGGUUUACUAUGACUCAGCGGGGGCGGUAAGUUCGUUAAUAUGCAAUUUCUCUGCACAGAAAUGUGACGUAUAGUUUAUCAUUUCAGGCUCCCGUAACACCUGCCCAAUUGGUCGGCGGUGUAGCCACCACUGUGAAUGGUAUCAUACAACAACUAACUGGCAAUGUUCAACCGGUUUAUCCUGGUUAUAGGUCGCUAAGUUAUGGAAAGUAAAAAAGUUGGAAAAGCCACAGAAAGCGCUAAGGAUGUUGUACUCGAAUAUAUAUACAUAAUUUUUAGUUUUAUAUUUAUUUUAGGCUUAGUUGUACGAUAAUUCUAUGUUCCUCCAAUAAAAUGUUUUUGUAUAUGGUAAAAAAAAAACUAACGUUUGUGGUUACUACUGAGCACUGUGUACUUUUUAUUGACAGAGUUGGAUUAAAAUUUUG
This is a messenger RNA of Bactrocera oleae (olive fruit fly), 3372 nucleotides long. The record is from RefSeq and is a predicted model, not a curated record. NCBI's taxonomy places the organism in Eukaryota, Metazoa, Arthropoda, Insecta, Diptera, Tephritidae.